Solanum pennellii is the source of this 564-nucleotide messenger RNA. Its product is annotated as zinc finger protein 319-like. NCBI's taxonomy places the organism in Eukaryota, Viridiplantae, Streptophyta, Magnoliopsida, Solanales, Solanaceae. The transcript has 4 exons. Gene Ontology annotation, molecular function: exonuclease activity; nucleic acid binding. Gene Ontology annotation, cellular component: nucleus. The record is from RefSeq and is a predicted model, not a curated record. Bases 25 to 564 code for a protein of 179 amino acids.
UUUUCACUUUCCAAUAUUUCUGUCAUGGACCACAGAAAUGAGUUUUCUGAGACUCUUAGGAACAAAUGUGCAGCAUGCUAUAGGCAGUUCAACAAAAUGGAGCAUCUAGUUGAACACAUGAGGACAUCUUAUCAUUCAGUUCAUGAACCUAUGUGUUUGAUUUGUAGAAAACAUUGUCGAUCUUUUGAAUCUUUGAGAGAACAUCUCAUUGGGCCAUUGCCAAAGGCUGAGUGUGAGAAGAUUUUCAAGGAACGAGGAUGUGAUAUUUGUUUGACACUCCUUGCUAGCCGGAAUGCACUAAGGACUCACAAGGAAUCAUGUCAACUCUCACGCUCAAAUAAUGGUUUGCUCUAUCGUAUGACUAGGUUGGGAUUAGGUUUUCAAGAUGACCUAAAAAUUAGCAAUGGUCAAGGAAAAGUUGUUGCUCUUUCUUGCAAAAUGGUAGGUGGUGGCAACGAUGGCUCUCUUCAUCUUUGUGCAAGAGUUUGCCUAAUUGAUGAACAUGAAAGAAUCCUCUUUGAAUCCUAUGUUGCACCAAAUAUUCCCAUCACUAACUAUAGGUAA